UUUCUCUCUCCAGAGUCCACGACAGAGCAGUGCAGGCUUUCUUUGCUGCAGCUCUCUCUCUCUCUCUCUCUUUCUAUUUCUCUAUCUCUCUCUCUAAUGUGCUCUCUCUCUCUUUCUCUCUCUCUCACACACUCUCUCACUCUCACAGCGGCCCAUGCAUGGAGUGAUGCUGCUGCAGCGCGGCGGUGAGGAAGGGAGGGGUUGCUGCUCCACUUUGCUGGCGCGCGCCGACCCCGCUCCUCUACAGUACAGCGGCUCAUAGCCGAGAGCUCGCGCUGGCGGGGAGGGAGGGGAGCCGGACUGCAGCAGCGCAGAAUCCCGUCCCACAGCGGCUCGAGCCGGCAUGCUCUGAGCGCCCGGCCCCGGCGUCUUCUAGGGGCUUCCUUUCUCUCCUUUGCUUUUUUUUGCAGUUUGGUGCAUUUCUGACUGCUCUUUUUUAAAUGUUCAUUUAAUUUCCCCCCAAUGCGACCACCGAUCCCACCCCGUCCAGCGCGAGCCCCCCUGCCGCUGCUUCGCUGCUGAUUCAGAAGAGCGCGCGGUGACAUCGAUUAUGGCUCUGGUUAUGGAACCUAUAAGCAAAUGGAACCCCAAGCAAGUGCUGGACUGGAUGAAAGGCUUGGAUGACUGCCUGCAGCAGUACAUUAAGAACUUUGAGAGGGAGAAGAUCACGGGCGAACAGCUCCUCCACAUCACCCACCAGGAGCUGGAGGAGCUCGGGGUCACCCGCAUCGGCCACCAAGAACUCAUACUGGAGGCUGUGGAUCUGCUGUGUGCACUGAACUAUGGUCUGGAAACCGAAAACCUGCGGACCCUUUCACAUAAGCUCAACGCCUCGGCGAAGAACCUGCAGAACUUCAUCCUGGGCCGACGCAGAGGCGGCCACUAUGAUGGAAGGGCCUCUCGACGCCUGCCCAACGACUUCCUCACCUCAGUGGUGGACCUCAUAGGAGCUGCCAAAAACCUGCUAGCCUGGCUCGACAGGUCGCCCUUCGUCAGUGUGACGGAGUAUUCACUACUGAAAAACAACAUUGUUCAACUGUGCCUGGAGUUAACCACAAUAGUACAACAGGACUGUACUGUGUAUGAAACUGAAAACAAGAUUCUUCAUGUGUGUAAAACAUUGUCUGGAAUAUGCGACCACAUCAUCUCCCUGUCCUCGGACUCUUUAGUGUCUCAGUCGGCUCACUUGGAAGUGGUGCACCUGACCAAUAUUAUGCCCAGCGAAGGCCUGGGGAUGUACAUCAAGUCGACGUACGACGGGCUUCACGUGAUCACGGGCACCACGGAAAACUCUCCUGCUGACCAGUGCAAAAAGAUCCACGCUGGGGACGAGGUCAUCCAGGUCAAUCACCAGACUGUGGUGGGCUGGCAGCUAAAGAACCUGGUUAACGCGUUACGUGAGGAUCCUAAUGGUGUUAUUCUCACCUUGAAGAAAAGACCACAGAACACUUUAACGUCCACCCCCGCCCUGCUGAAGAACGUGCGUUGGAAACCUCUCGCUCUCCAGCCCAUCCCCACCAGUCCUAACAGUGACUCCACCACCCCAACCAGCACCAUGGGCAUGUCUUCCAAGAUAGAUGGCUCUAAUAUGCAGGACGUAUUCAUCCUGUCCCCGGUUUCAGGUCUCUAUGGAACGAGAGAUGAGUUGGGCAUCAUGUCCUGUGAUGACAUCAGCAAGUACAGCAUGAGCAAGUCCAGUUCCAAGUGCUCAGAAUCCCUCAGCUACUAUCUGGACCAGGAGAGCGGCAAGUAUUACUCUCUGGUGGAGGGUGAAGGCAUCCCGAUCGGACCGGAGUACGACCGAGGCCGGUCCACAGGGGUACGUAGGAGAGACAAGACUCCCACUCACGGUGAUCUGAGGCCUGUGUCCAUGCCCCCGGAGUACAACUGGAUGGCUGAAAGCAAGGAGCCCAAUAUGUACAAGAGGGGCAGCCGAGAUUCAGAAACGUCUCUCCUCCGCUACAUGACUGAUGAUAAGAUCCUCGUCAUCCAAGAGGAACCGGACGCGCCAAGGGAAUGCAAGCGGGACACCAGCCGCCGCUCCCGCAAGAAGGGCAAGAAUCCCAGCAGCCCCAGCUUUCCAAUCAGCCCCUCGCUCCUGGCUUCCACUGUGCGGCUGGAUGCAGCGGCGCCGCCUGACAGCCUGCCCUUCCCGCUGCCCGAGAACAACACUGUGCCACUUUACCACCAACAGAGAGCCGGUGACACACUGCGAGCAGAACCCGAGAGAUAUCCAGGAUCUGGAAUAGAAAUACAAGGAGGAACGUCGAUGAGGAAGUCAUUCCACUAUACGUCAUUAAGAACGAAAACCAAAAAGAGAACUAAAGGGUCUCUGACCAGCGGCAGCCGCAGGAAAAUCUCCUGUAAGGAUCUGGGCCACGGUGACUGUGAAGGCUGGUUAUGGAAGAAGAAAGAUGCCAAAGGGUAUUUCACUCAGAAGUGGAAGAAAUACUGGUUCAUAUUAAAGGAUUCUUCUCUCUACUGGUACACCAACCAAAAUGAUGAGAAGGCUGAGGGCUUCAUCAGCUUGCCCGAGUUCAGAAUUGACAGAGCGAUCGAAUGCAGGAGGAAAUUUGCAUUUAAAGCUUGUCAUCCCAAAAUCAAGAGCUUCUUCUUCGCCACAGACUGUUUGGAGGAAAUGAACAGAUGGAUGAACAGGCUGGGGCUGGCAGCUAUUGGUUACACACCUGACGACAAAGUGCCACGGCCGGAUGAGGAUUACUGGAGUGAAAGUGAUCAGGACGAUAUAGACGGAUCCAUGACUCUGAAACAGGAGGGACCUUCUUCACUCUGUGACACCUACCAUCGGACACCCUCGGUUCACAAGCUGCACUGCUCUGAGCCGCAGGCCGCACCGCUGCCGCGCUCGCAGAGCUCCGUGAACCUGAUGCGCUCCACUCCCUCCCCUCUUCUCCCGCAGGUCAACUCAUCCAGCCCCUUUCCUGAGCCCAAGCACGGCCGGCACUUCUCCAGCGAGUCCACCUACUCCCACUCCUCGGCCGAGGACUCCCGGGGCGGCGAGGGCGGAGGGGGAGGCGGGGGAUCCAGCAGCACCCACUCCUCGGGCUGCCGCUCCAACCACCGCGAGCGCCGCUCCUGGCAGGACCUGAUCGAGACGCCGCUGACCAGCUCCGGGCUUCACUUCCUGCAGACGGUUCCGACUGAGGGGGAGCACGGCUACGAUGGUGGGCCCGGAGGUGGAGGAGGCCGCAUGCCUCUGUCUCCCGAACGCAGGAGACAGGCCACUCUGCCGGUGCGGAGACAUCACGUGGACCGCGAGGGGCCUUUCCCCCUGGUAGGCACUGAGGACAGGGGGCACCAUAUGCACCACAAAGCCCACAAGCAGCGAAGUCAAAGCCUGCCACGGAAUCGAGAGGUGAGGGCCAGGAGUCUGCUGCAGGGUCACGGUGAGGAGAAGAGCGAGGACGAGGACGUGCAGCAUACAAGGCAUGGAGAGGACAGCCAAGAGGCAAACGAAGAAUAUAAAAGACAUUCUGCGGAUGGAUUGGAGGAGCUCUAUCAUUCUCUGGAGCAGGCCAGCCUUUCUGCCAUUGGUGAAACGCGACCAACCACAAAGCAGGAGCUCCGUCGCUCCUUCCUCAAGCGCUGUGGUGAUCCCAUCAUAAAUGACCAACUGCACCAUGUCCGAAUCCUCAACAGCACAUUAAAGGCGAAGGAGAACGAGCUGGCUAUAAUCAAUCAGCUGCUGGAGGACCCGGGACUCACGUCGAAGAAAUUCCGCGAGUGGAAGCAGUGGCACCACGACCUUUUCCUGGACAUUUGCGAGUUUAGCUCAGGCAACAACGGGGCAGCCGAUCUGUCGCCGCUGGCAGCUCCUCUCAUGACCCACACACAUUCCUUCAUCGAGACCCACGUGUGAGACGACGCCCAAAUGGAGAUGUUGGGAUGCACUCCGCUGCUGCCUCAGUUCUUUAUCCAUCCUUCUUCGAAUCCUCCUUUCUUCCCACGACGACGCCGAACCAACUGACUGACCAACCAACCACUGUUACGUGUGUAAAUACGGCCGAGAGGACGAAGCAGACGCGAGGCUCGAUGUAUAGAAUACUAUAUAUUCUCUGAUUAGCGACCGUGAUUAGAGCGAGUGACCUCUGCAGGAUGCCUAUUGCAUGUGUGAAGAUAAAGCAUUCUCCCUUCUGUUGAAUGACACAAACCAGAAAGCUCUGAAGAAAAGUUCUUUUUACUACUUUUGAUUAGAUUAGCUUUUCCUUUUGGUAUCUCCAGUUGGGUUGCAAAGUGUUAUUGGAGGAAAAGUAGUAGUAGUAGCAAUACAGAGGGAAGCGUCUCCACCACAACACUGUACUUUCAUACUAAACUUUGCACCCAUGAUGCUCUGAAAACUCUAUUCUCUACAUACUAUUCUUACUGCUGAUUAUUAUUAUUAUUAUUAUUAUUAUUAUUAUUACUACGACUAUUAGAAAUGCAAAUCGAAAAACUAACAUCAGGAGUGAUCUAAGCAUUGGUCUUUCCAGGCUUUUCACUGGAACUAAUCCCAUGAAGGUGAGAAGGGUAUCUAACGGAGGCGACAUCUGACGACAGAAAUACAAGACCUUCAUGUUUGCUUAGAAGUAGCCACUGUUUUAAACUGUGAACUAUUCUUGUGAAUGCAAUCUUUCGAUUCUGUGUGUACAGGAUCUCCUAAGACGUUUGUUUUGUAGAAAAGCAUAGAAAACUAUAUAAAAAAUAGAUAUAUACGUAAUUACAGUACAUUGCUUGAAUGGUUACUUGUUGCUUAAAAGGUGUAGAUGGAAAAUCCCAUUCUGGAAUUAGACCGAUUGACUCUCUCCAGUUCUCAUGGAUUGGUUGUUCCAUUCAACAAUAUCAUUUCCUUUGCUUUGUUCGUUUGGUAUGGGUUGUCAUCUCAGUCCAAUGUUGUGCUGCAGUUAUACAUACGAGCAUAUACAAGCACAUUAUUAUAUGAGGGCGUGAAAUUAUGCGUAGAUAUAAAGAUGCACUACAAAGAAUGCACUUUCUGUUACUGCAUCACAGAGUCGAACUCGAAGGCUGAGGAAUCCAGUGCUCUGGGUUUUGAGUAAUGAGAGCUGUGUACAGUCUAUAAGAAGUAUUUUUGGAAAUUUGAGUUUGAGUGAUUGUCUAAAUCAAAAAUGGAUAGCAUAGAAUUACAUAUAUAGCAGAUUUACAUAUAUUAUUAUAUGAGGGCUGGGUUUCCCAAAAGCAUCUUGAGCAAGGGGUUGAACAAGCAUCACACUAAAUACAGACAGUUAUGUUUGGCUAUUUUCUUUUAAGUCAGGAGAUAUAUAAAUUAAAUAUUUUAGAAAUAUAAAUUUUUUGUGCAAUUUAACAACAAUAUACCAGGUUAGUUUAGUACACCAGCUUAGCUUAAACAGGUUUGAUAGUUGCCCAGCUAACAAUUAACAUUCUUAGUCAAGUAUUCUGGAUGUUCUCAGGACGUUUUUAUUUAACAUUUCUAGUAACAUUUCUGUCAAUAUUUUAUUUGUUAUUUUUGGGAAUGAUACUUAAAAGAAAUGAAAGGAUUUAAAGGAAUUCUACCCCACCGGCUCCUCCCCAGAUGCAAAGCUCACGCAGGUUGCCAGAUUAACACACAGCGUCAAGCAUCGGUUCUUACCCUGUAGCUGAUCAGUUAAUAUAUACAUUUCUGUGUCCAAAGUAACUGUCUCUGCUACACCAGUGGUGGGGAAAAAUAUAGUCAGCAACUUGACUGAAGCUCAGUGAUUAUGUGUUCAGCAGAAAAAUAGUCAGCUCACCUAUUCCCAUGGCUGCAGCACACUGUUUGCGUGUUGUUUAUACCUGACAACCCUGAGUGUGGAAAUGGGACUGGGG
Molecule: messenger RNA, 5820 nt
Organism: Astyanax mexicanus (Mexican tetra)
Lineage: Eukaryota; Metazoa; Chordata; Actinopteri; Characiformes; Acestrorhamphidae
Product: connector enhancer of kinase suppressor of ras 2
Exons: 24
Coding region: 551-3880 (1109 amino acids)
Biological process (GO): regulation of signal transduction
Cellular component (GO): membrane; cytoplasm
Molecular function (GO): protein binding
Source: RefSeq, a predicted model, not a curated record